Hypoxylon trugodes is the source of this 2623-nucleotide messenger RNA. RefSeq names its product AAA-domain-containing protein. Gene Ontology annotation, molecular function: RNA binding; preribosome binding; ATP hydrolysis activity. Bases 181 to 2454 code for a protein of 757 amino acids. The transcript has 2 exons. Gene Ontology annotation, cellular component: nucleus. Lineage: Eukaryota; Fungi; Ascomycota; Sordariomycetes; Xylariales; Hypoxylaceae. The record is from RefSeq and is a predicted model, not a curated record. Gene Ontology annotation, biological process: ribosome biogenesis.
AGAGAAUGAGAACUCACUCAAAUUUACACUCUUAUGUAUCUUCAGCCUGCGAUCUAGAAUUCGAGAUUGGCUUUUUGACGGAGCGCAAGUCGACAAAACUACUGUCCCUUUUCAUAUUUUUUCUUUCUAUUCAUUCCGAAUCAUAUGGUCCACUACUACCAAAAGUAGCCGGCCGACAUAAUGCCGGCCAAGGUACUACAGGGAAUAGACCGAGAUGUCUAUCAAAUAAUCAGAAAACUUGAGGAUGAGCAUGAUCAAAAAAACCAAGCGUCAAAUAAGGAUGGUGGCAAGUCGCCCAGGUUUACUGUCUCAGGUGUUUACGACAUUGUCAAACGAUCGAAUUCCAGCCUUGCGCGCCUCAAGAAAAGGCCCCUGGAGAGUUCUAUCGAGCGAGUCCUUCGCCUACGAAAAGAAGAACGGAAAGAAUUUGAUGAGGAAGCCAGCCUAGAUGAAGCGCCACCCACGUCACCAAAGCGCAAGGAACGCGAUUAUUUCGUUAUGAACAAACACAUCUCAAAGUCUUGGGACUUACCUAGGAACACGCGAACGGCGUCUCCUGAAACAUCGGCCCCCGAAGCACCAGCUCCUGAAUCGACUGCUACGAAUGGGAACGUUUCUGGGGCUGAUGUAGCGACCGCAACAACCCCUACGGUUGAGAGGGAACCUAAUGGAGAGUCCAGAGCGAAAAGGCGAAGGUUCGAGAGACCUAAGGAGGAUCGUAGCCCCCCUACCGGAGUUUCUUUGCACGAUCUUGGUGGCAUGGAUGAUGCUAUUAAGAUCCUUGCCGAAUCGGUCACGUUUCCGAUGCGAUUUUCCGAAUUAUGUCUCAAGAACGAUUUGGAGGCUACUCGCGGAGUUUUGUUGCAUGGUCCGCCGGGAUGCGGAAAAACGAUGCUCGCAAAUGCAUAUGCUGCCUCUCUCGGCAUAGCGUUCAUACCUGUCUCAGCCCCCUCGCUUAUUGCCGGCCUAUCUGGUGAAUCUGAAAGGAAGAUCAGAUCGCUUUACGAGGAGGCUCAGUCGCUAGCCCCAUGUCUCAUUUUCAUUGAUGAGAUUGAUGCAAUAAUGGGAAAGAGGGAGAAUGCCUCGAGAGAAAUGGAAAAGCGUAUUGUAGCGCAAAUGCUUACUUGCAUGGACGACUCGUCGCCUCAGAAGCUGGGGGGGAAGCUCGUCGUGACAAUGGCCGCGACAAACCGGCCCGACAGCAUUGAUCCAGCACUUCGAAGAGCUGGGCGAUUUAACCGAGAGAUAAGUCUUGGAAUACCGAACGAAGCCGCCCGGGAAUCUAUUUUACGAAAAAUGCUUCACAAUAGCAAAGUCUCUCCCGAUAUAGACUACAAACUUCUAGCUAAGAGAACUCCUGGCUUUGUUGGUGCUGACCUGAAAGAUGUAGUCUCUGUUGCCAAGAACGAAAUGGCCAGAGCAACGAUGUCUGAACUCGCACAGACGGAACCCGUUGAGAUGGAUCUUGACCCUGAGUAUCAAAUAUCACCUGGGCUUCGGCUACAUCUCGCAAUAAUGUUGGCGGGGGAUGAAGCCGUAUCAGAGGAGAAAUUCGUAUUAACGAUGGAACACAUGCUCGAGGCGAUUGGCAAAGUUCAGCCAUCCGCCAAGAGGGAGGGUUUCACAACAAUACCGGACACGACCUGGGCACACAUCGGUGCCCUUCACGAUGUACGAAACCAGCUUAUGCUAUCAAUCGUAAAACCUAUACAAAAUCCAGAACGAUUUGCAAGCAAGGGUUUGGAAGCGCCCUCGGGUGUGCUUCUUUGGGGACCCCCUGGAUGUGGUAAAACUCUUCUAGCCAAAGCAGUAGCCAACGAAUCAAAGGCAAAUUUCAUUUCUGUCAAGGGUCCGGAGCUUCUUAACAGAUAUGUUGGCGAGUCAGAACGAUCUGUUCGUCAGGUCUUUAGCCGGGCACGUGCAUCAGCUCCGUGCAUUCUAUUUUUCGAUGAAUUAGAUGCGUUAGUCCCCCGGCGAGACGGAAAUGGACCGGAGUAUAGCGCUAGACUCGUGAACCAGCUCUUAACGGAACUCGAUGGGAUGGGUAGUCGAUUAGGCGUUUAUGUCAUCGGUGCUACCAACCGACCGGACAUAAUUGACCCUGCUAUCCUUCGCCCUGGUCGAUUGGGAACCAACAUCUUCGUUGACCUACCCGAUGCCACUGGAAGAGUCGACAUUCUAAAGACUCGAAUGAGGCGCCUGUUGCCCUCUUACACCGACUACCACAUUCUAGAGGCCGUAGCUCGCGACCCGCGAUGUAACGGUUUCAGUGGUGCUGAUUUGGACAAUCUACAUGUAGCAGCUGGUCAAGCAGCGGUGGAGCGUGCUGAUGUUAGAGGCCCGGACGUGAUCACACCGGAGGAUUGGGAAGUCGCCCUUACCAAGAUCAAGCCGAGUGUAUCGGAUAGCCACUCGAGUAAGUUUAGAGAACUUAAGGAGCUAGGCUGGGAAUGAUCUGUGACGCCUUGCGCUUAGUAGUUGGAUGGCAUGCGAGGAGUUUAGAUACCAAAGUCUGAACUGAUAGCGAGCAUCGUCGGCUGCGGCCGACCGUUCAUCUUAGUUUUUAUUACGUGUACCUACGAAUGAUACCAUAGCUGAAUCUUAAGUAAGCAGUCAUGAGUCA